This is a messenger RNA of Pleuronectes platessa (European plaice), 2677 nucleotides long. It is a transcript of the gene slco2a1, whose product is annotated as solute carrier organic anion transporter family, member 2A1. The transcript is spliced from 14 exons. Gene Ontology annotation, biological process: transmembrane transport; sodium-independent organic anion transport; prostaglandin transport. Gene Ontology annotation, cellular component: membrane. Gene Ontology annotation, molecular function: prostaglandin transmembrane transporter activity; protein binding. The record is from RefSeq and is a predicted model, not a curated record. NCBI's taxonomy places the organism in Eukaryota, Metazoa, Chordata, Actinopteri, Pleuronectiformes, Pleuronectidae. The coding region runs from base 68 to 1945 and encodes 625 amino acids.
ACACCGGCGGACACCCAGCGGACACCAGCGGACACCCAGCGGACACCAGCGGACACCCGGGGACCUCAUGGACAUAUUCUCCCCGAAGAUCAUGCAGCAGCCGCGGACACGGCGCGGCAGCAUUAAGCUGUUUGUCCUGUGCCACGGCCUCCUGCAAUUCUCUCAGCUGCUGUACAGCUCGUACUUCAAGAGCACCAUCACCACCAUUGAGAGACGCUAUGGCCUCAGCAGCUACUCCUCGGGAACCAUUUCCUCUCUCCACGAGAUCAGUAACAGUGUGCUGAUCGUGUUCGUGAGCUACUUCGGAAAUCGGGUUCACCGUCCUCGUGUCAUCGGAGUCGGAGGAUUACUGAUGGCCGUCAGUGCCAUGAUCCUGACCUUACCUCACUUCGUGUCCCAGCGCUACGAAUAUGGCUCAGUUUUAAACAAUCGCCAGGACAUUUGCAACCUGCAGCCGAAUUCGAGCGCUGUGGAGUCUUGCGGCCGUGAGGAGACCAGGCGUCUGACCGACACCAACAACCUGUGGCUGCUCAUGGCCACUGCUCAGCUGCUGUUUGGUGUUGGCUCGGUGCCCAUCCAGCCCUUUGGGAUUUCUUACAUCGAUGAUUUUGCAAGACCUGGCAACUCCCCUAUUUACAUAGCCAUCCUGUUUUCUGUAUCUGUGUUUGGGCCUGCCCUUGGUUACAUGCUGGGCUCCGUCAUCCUGCGGAUCUAUGUGGAUGUGGACAAACUGGGUUUCGGGGUCGAACACGAGCUGAUACCGGGUGAUCCUCGCUGGGUCGGGGCCUGGUGGAUUGGCCUGCUCAUCACCGCCGGCUGCCUCGUUCUCACAUCCAUCCCCUACUUCUUCUUCCCUCAUAGAAUGCCUUCAGAGGACAACGUGAUUGGAAGGGAAAAUGACAUAAAUGGUGACUUCAAGAAGAAGCCAGAUGUCUCUUUAUUUGAUUUCCUGAAAAUGUUUCCCAGAAUGUUCAUCCACCUCCUGUUGAGUCCCCUCUUCCUGAUGCUGGUCCUGGCCCAGUGCUGCUUCUCCUCAGUGAUUGCGGGUCUCUCGACGUUCCUCAACAAAUUUCUGGAGCGGCAGUACAGCACGUCGGCCUCCUACGGCAGCUUGCUCGUAGGUGCUGUGAAUCUGCCAGCAGUAGCAGUGGGGAUGCUGAUUGGUGGACUCAUCAUGAAGAAGGCGGGUCUUUCUCUGAAGACGAUCCCACGCUUCUCUGUGGUCAUGCUGACCACGUCCACCCUCAUCUGUAUCCCGCUGUUCUUCAUGGGCUGUCCCACCCAGAACGUCUACGAGGUCAAUCACUUUCAGAACGAACAGUCCAGGCCACUCUCCACGUGUAACUCCAACUGCUCCUGUCCUGCCAGCGCAUUCAACCCUGUGUGUGGGUCUGAUGGUAUCGAGUACAUCUCUCCUUGUCACGCAGGCUGCACCAACUUCACAAAAGAGCCCAGCAACAGCCUCAGGGUUCAGCUGUACACCGACUGCAGGUGUAUAUCUGGGGGCCAGGGUCACGCCCGUCCGGCUGGCUGCUCCAACAGCUGCCCUCAUUUACUUCUACCCGUCAUCCUCGUCAUCUCUCUGGCAUCACUCGUCGCCUGCUUCACUCAUAACCCCAUGUACAUGAUGCUGCUUAGAUGUGUUCCCUCUGAAGAGAAGUCAUUUGCUAUAGGAAUCCAGUUUUUACUCAUGAGGGUAUUAGCCUGGCUGCCUGCCCCCGCUCUCUUCGGGAUGGCCAUUGAUUCGUCCUGUAUCUGGUGGAAGCGCGUGUGCGGAAAGAACUUUAGCUGUGGUUACUAUGACAACAACAUCUUGAGGAACCGAUACCUGGGCCUGCAGGUGGGUUAUAAGGUGAUGGGCAUCGUGCUGCUGAUGAUGCUGGGGUGGAAGGUGCAUCGGACCCAGGAGUACAGUCUGGAGAAGAGGCCCGAAGGACUCCUGUGACACCGCUGAGCCUGCGUGUUGACUGAAGCCUCCCUGUUUCUUAAAGCUUGGCUGUGGUGUUGAACGUGUUGGAGAGCAGGGAGAAGUGCUGAGAAAAGCUGUGUCAGCGGGAGAGGGCCACAAGCCAAGAGAGGCCUGGACUUAUCUGGAUGUCUGUAGGCCCACUUCACUACGUGGUGCGUCACUGUUUGAAGAAAAUGUUUCAAAACAGGUUCAUUUUAUGGAUGCUUUAAAGCGUCUGAUAGGAAUUGCUUUGUGAAUAUGACCCACUCAUUACACGAGAAGACAGAGGAGCUCAAUCGCCUCUCUUGUAUGGUACCUCACAACAUUUGACAUGUAACAGUCUGACCAAUGAUAAAACAGCAGAUAAUCUUUGUAUAUUACUUGUUCCUAUGAGGUCGGACUCUAUGCAGGUUCCUCCACGCGAUGGGAACAUACUCUGUAACUAAUUACCUGUAUAGCUUAAUAUUUAAGUUUAUUUUUUAAGAUGUUUGUCUCAAACUUAGAGACAUCUGUGAUAACUUCAAUAGUCAUUUCAUGUAACCUCAUAUAUAUAUACAAUGCUAGAUUUUAAUCCAAUACUAAUGACGUGAUAUUAAUUAAAUAUGCUGUUACUCAUAAAAUUGAAUUAACCAUGCACAUUAUCUACUGGUGUAGUCAUAUGGAUGUUAUUACAGUGGAGUGCAUAGACGUGUAAGCCUUGCUGUCUAAUAAAAACCAUAUACACUAUAA